CCGCACAAUCCAACCCGACCCACCGGAGCAAAGAAAGGGUUAUGGCGAUGGCGAUGGCGGAUAAGGGUUUAAUUUUGAAUCGAUGACCCAACGUUUCUCGCAAUCAGACAUUCACCAGCUCCGACCAUCUCCCUCCUCAACCGCCGGCCGCCGGCCGGCGCCUUCGUUUCUUUGGGAACGGAUCCUGCUCCACUGUUUUAACUACAUUGCCUGUUCUAUCCUAUAACCCCAUCUCCACUGCCGCGUCUUCUGCUUGUCCGACGGUGGCCAUCGAAUGCUUAGUUCUUGGUACGUUUACUUUGUGUGCUUUCUGCUCUCCAGUUUUUCUACCUUGAUGGUUUUCUCAUGCUGGCCGGUUGCAGGCGCUGGGCGAGAAAUUGAGAAGAGCUGCGUGGUAGUAACAAUCAAAUGGGAAGCGGAUCAUGUUUGAUUGUGGGCUGCACAUGGGUCACAGUGAUGAAGGGCGUUGUCCUGAUUUUCCUGUCAUUGAUGGCUUCCCUAGAUUGUGUGAUUAUCACUCACUUGUAAGUGUGGCUCAACGUUUCUGUUUGCUUUGUCCUGUUCCUACUUGUUUUGCUACAGUGAUUCACAGUUUCCUGUAAUGGCGAGUUACAUUGUUAAUUGGCUUAAUGAGUAGGAUUCUGCGAGAAUUUUCGUCUUCUUUGUGUGUAUGCGACGCUCCAAAGUUUAGCUGCUGAAUCAGUUCAACAUUUCAUUGAACCUACAUAUCCUUGGACCUAUGUGUGUUUGGGGGUUGGAUGUUCCACAACCGAUUAUCCGAACGUUCUUGGAACUCUGCUGUGAGUUCUAGGACUUCUCACUGCUUCUGCAAGAAACAGUCAGUAGCCAAUGAGCUGGUGAGCAUCAACUAACUCUUGUGUUGUGCUCAUAGAUAAAUUGAUACCUUGUUUGAGAUGGCGUACUGCAACUAAGCAAUUCAUUGACAGAAUUUGUAAAAACGGGUGUUUUUGGUGUACCUUAAUUUUUGAAUUCAUUUAGCUGAUUGUAAUCUGAGGUUCGACUGUUAUUACUUGAGAUUUCCUGAAUGUAUCUGAUGAGCUGUACUCUCCAGAGUUUCAAUUUGUGGAAGAACGCUAAAUGUUGUUAAUUUUUCUUAAUUUUCCUUAUGCAGUCGCCCCAAUUGAUCUGAAGCAUAAUGUGCAAGUUGGUAAGGAUCUUCAAAUUCGGGCCUACUAUCCAGGACAUGUAAGAUUAAAAUUUACCCUUAGGUAGAUGUGUUGCAUUCAGUUUUAAAAUUUUGUGUUAUGUUAAUACCUCUUUUCCCUCAAGGUUCUUGGAGCUGCAAUGGUUUAUGCAAAGGUAGGAGAUGCAUCUGUGGUAUACAUAGGUGACGACAAUGUGACUCCAGAUAGACAUCUUGGUGCCGCACAAAUUGUUCCACAAGAACUAGACCUUGUUAUAACAGAGUAAGUGGCUUUAUACCUUUGAUGUUUCAUCUUUGAUCAAUCUCAUUAGAUUAAUCUGUGUGAUCAAUAUCUUCCAUACAGUGUUCUCUAUGCAAUGGUAGUAUCUUUGUUUCAAUGCUGGACAACUUAUUCAUUUCUAGAGGUGGAUUAGUGUACUUUUGUAUUUACGUUAUUGGAGAUAAGCCAGCUCUUGCAAGUCUCAAAUGAAGUCACUCUUUUGGUCAUGGUUUCAUAUGUGCUUAACAGGUCAACCUAUGCAAUGACUGUAAGUGAUCCAAUAUAUGCUCGUGAGAGUGUUUCUGAAAGCUGUAUGUAUAACAACUAUAUCAUAUUUGUUAUAAUCCAUGAAUUCUUCCAUUUCACUGAUCCACAUCUUAUCCCUUUCAUUGACAUGGUUGCAUGUGUGCUAAGCUAGAAUGUUUAAGUGGUACUAUCUACACUUGCUUUUUAUAACCAUUGAAACACCAUGACGUAAGACAGGCACAUUUCUAGCAAUAGUGGAUAAACAUGUAAAUUGUGGGAAUUUGGAGCUUGGGGGAAACUCCAGCUAUGGAAUGUUGCGCUCCAUCAUACUAUAGCGGUUAGAAUUACUCUACAUAGAGAGCGGAAUUGCUUGAUCGCUAUCUGUGUGGUUAUCCAUGGAUGAAGAAUAGAUCAGUGCAGUCCAUGCAUCGUAGCAUAUAGAGGUUCUACGCGGACUAGAAUUGCUUUUGAUAGAGAGCAAAAGCUUAUCAAUCCGCUACUGUUUUGUUGAACUAAAGAAAAAGUCUUCCAAAUACUAGCUUUUAGAGGUUGAAAUGACGUGGAUUGAUGGUCUGGAAAAGCUCAUCAAAUUAGCUAACAAGCGAGAUAUGACUGAAAUCUUUUUCCAGUGUCUAGAAGCAAUGCAGCAUUGCCGGGAAUGAGGGCCAUCAAUGGCGUGUGACUUCAAAAUUCUGUGUAUGUUGCAUGAUUAGAUGUAACAUGUGUUUUGCACUUUUAUAUGUAAACUGAUGAUCUACUUCAUGUUUAUAACUCUUGCAAGAGUUCCAGUGUCCAAAUUUAUUCAUGUUUUGUGUCCCGAUUUCAGCUGUCAAAGAUGUUCCACAUCAGGUUAGUAGUAUCAACAGAGAUUCCACCUCUCCUCUGCUGGUGAAGCGAUGAUAGAGUCGGCGCGAAGCAACCUUAUCGUUGGAUCAUAGAAGCAAGACGACGAGAGGCGUGCACGAGUAUGAGCUGGAGCUUAUCGUGUCGGGAGAAGGAAAGCCCCAGGUGUGGUUCUGUUCGGCCAUUGCUGUCCACAUAGUAGCAAUAACUUAAUGAAAGGCAAGAGGUAGACUCGGUCUUUCUGGUAAAUGGUCUUUGGCUCAAAUUGGGGUUCUUUUCAAACUCUCUAUGUCAUAAUGAGAGUUGCAGUCGCAGACAUUUUUUUUUUGCUGCAGCUGUUGUGCAUGGAAGACGUGCAGCUGGCUUUGGCGAUCAUUUCUUCAGUUAGAAACAGUCUUUAAGAAGUCAAGUAGCUGAUGCUGUUCAUUUCAUAGGAUUGCAGUGUUAAUAUACGUUUCUCUGACUGACUCAACUAUUGACUCAGCCCUGUGGUGGACUGGCGUCUCUUUUUCUUCAUGAGCUUUACUGUUGUUUGCAUGACCAAGUUGUGGGCUCGUGGUGGCCAAGGUCAACUCCCCAAAUUUCAAAUGCAAUUAUCAGGGUUUUAAUGUUUUCUUGGUUUGUUGAUCGUGCUUUUGGCUCAAGUCAACGUUAAUUCUCUCAAACAAUUAAUUGAAGAAUUCUACCUAAACUUAAACCACGAAAAGAUUGUUAUCUAUGCGUUAUACCUACGAGACAUGAAAUGUAACAUAGCACGUUGUUGAACAGAAGUUCGAAAGACCUAUUUCUCAUGCAGGACAGGGCUUUCAAAUACGCGUGCGAUGAGUCCUUCGUAUUGACCAUUGAGAUGAUCGCUCUGGGGGUGAGUGUUGUCGAACUCUUCGUCGUGCUAAGACCCUUGUUACUUUAAUUUUUUUUUCAAGCAAAUUUACUUGUGUAUUAAACUUUUUUUAUGUGAAAACAUCUUAUAACAAUUAUUUUUUUGGUGCAAGUGCAACAUCUUUAAAACAAAAUUAAUUGCUGAUGUUGAUGAUGAGACGAAUUAAUAAAUCCACGAGUGCAACUUAAGAAAAAUCAUUUUCACGAAUUAAAUUUAUUUGUGUUCAUGUUUUUAUAUUGUGAUAAGGAAUUUCCCUCAAUCCACAUUUUCCACCUCACCCACACCCCGCCAAAUAAUAUAACUCAUUAUUAAUUAUUAAUAAAAAAACCAAAGGAAGAAUAAAUAAAUGGGAAAUCUUCUCUUCCUCUCUCUCUUUCAUUUUCUUUUUCUCGCCUUUUAUAUCCUUUUUUUCCUCCCCAAUCUAACAUUUUCCUUCCUCUUUCCUCUCAUUUCUCUCUUCCCAGAAUCUUCUCUCUAUCUCUCAGAAGGAGAAAAAAAAAUCAGAAUCCGUCCAAUCCCUUCUUCCUCCCUCCUUUUCAUGGAGUUGUUUGAUCGGGAAAUCCACGCGAACCUGCCGCCGCCGCCCGCAUUAUAUUCCUCCCGACGGUGAUUUCGAUUUCGUUUUCCUCCACCGCAUCGAACCAUCGAAGACAGAAGAAAGAACGAUAAGAAAGAAAUCAAGUAGCGGAUAAUUCUCAGAUAGCCGCCGACGAAACAAAGAGGGGGUGAAGAAAGGAGAAGAAGAAACCUCGCAGGCCGGAGUUAUGAGACCGAUUCAGCCUCCACAAGGUACCGCCGCCGCCGUAGCGGCUGUUUCAUCUAUGUCCAAUCAGAAGCCUCGCAGGCGUCCUAACCUAAGCCUGCCGCUCCCGCCUCGGGAGCCGACGGUCGCCGUCCCUCUCCCUCUCCCGCCGUCCUCCGCCUCCGCCGCUACUUCCACCAGCCACCCGCAGCAGCAGCAGCAGCAGGCGGCGCGCCAGGUAAUCGGCUUCUCGGAGCUCGACCGGAUGAACCGGAUUGGGAGCGGCAUGGGCGGGACCGUCUACAAGGUGGUUCACAGGCAAUCCGGCAGGGUUUUCGCGCUCAAGGUGAUCUACGGGAACCACGAGGACUCCGUCCGCAACCAGAUCUGCAGGGAGAUCUUGAUUCUCCGCGACGUCAGCCACCCAAACGUCGUCAAGUGUCACGAAAUGUACGAGCACAACGGCGAGAUCCAGGUCCUGCUCGAGUUCAUGGAUCGCGGAUCCCUCGAGGGGUUUCACAUCGCUGACGAGCUUGAGUUGUCCGGUGUCGCUCGUCAAAUCUUGAGCGGGAUUGCUUACCUCCACCGCCGCAAGAUCGUCCACCGCGACAUCAAGCCUUCAAAUCUGCUGAUCGAUUCCAACAAGCUAGUGAAGAUUGCCGAUUUCGGGGUGAGCAGGGUGCUGGCGCAGACCAUGGACCCUUGCAACUCCUCCGUGGGUACCAUUGCUUACAUGAGUCCCGAGAGGAUCAACACGGACUUGAAUCACGGCCAGUAUGACGGUUACGCUGGGGACAUAUGGAGCUUGGGGGUGAGCAUAUUGGAGUUCUACUUGGGGAGGUUCCCAUUUGCAGUGGGUAGGCAGGGCGACUGGGCGAGCUUGAUGUGUGCUAUUUGUAUGUCGCAGCCGCCGGAGGCCCCCGUGACAGCUUCCAGGGAGUUCAGGGAUUUCAUCGCCUGUUGUUUGCAGAGGGAACCAGGGAGGAGGUGGACGGCAGUCCAGUUGUUGAAUCAUCCUUUCGUUGUGAGGGGAAAUGGAGGCCAAAGAGAUGGGAGCCAGAACUUGCAUCAAUUACUGCCUCCUCCACGCCCACUCUCAUCAUACUACCAGAUAGGAAACUGUAAGAUUUUGUGGAGUAUGACCAAGUGUUUACUUGAAGGCAUCCUGCGAUGAGCUAUCCACAUAGGUGUUGGGUAAAUGCCAGGUUCGGUCACUGGUCACUUGGUUUUUUUAGUCACUAGAAAAAAUCAAUAUCAGUGUUGGUCAUUCGAAUUAGUAAAACGGUCUAUAAUUUCGUAUAAUUAUAGAAUAAUUUCACAAUAUGGUCAUUCGAAUUAGUAAAACGGUCUAUAAUUUCAUAUAAUUAUAGAAUAAUUUUACAAUAUGAAACAAGAGACCGCAUAUGUACUUUUUUUACGGCAUCCCCUUGAAUAAAAUCAUGGCUAUGUCACCGAGUACAUUAUUCCUAUUUAUAAUUAUAAAUGAGAUAUAUUUGAUCACGUGCCCAAAUUUUUAAAUAUAUGUGGUAAGAUGCUUUAUCUCACAAACCUAUGAGUUAUCAACAAGUCAAUGAUAAGUUAGCAAUUGAUUCGCUUAUAAAUUGUUAUGUAAGAUGGCUCGCUAGUCAACUGUCUUGCUAGCUCAUAGCUCGAAACAACCUAGCUCACUAGUUGAGCUUAACAAACAAAUGAGUCCAGUUGUCUCGGGAGCCUUGUGAGCCGAAUAAAGCUUAAGUCAAGCUUGAAUCGUUAAUAAACGAGUCGAUUUUUGAACGAGUUUUUUUCUGAGACGAAGGUUAAAUUGCUCAUGAGUAAUUUGACACAUUUGCAACUCUAAUCACGGCUCAGCUCAACAUAUCUCUAUGACGUUUUCUUCGGUUUUCCUUUAAAAGUAAGUUUUUCAAAUAGAUGAUCCCUAUCACCAAUUUUGAAAUCUUAUACAAUUAUUUAUUUUUAUUUUUUUACCUCUGUCCCUUUCAUUAAAAUCUAACCUUACCCCUUCUAUCAAAACAUGAUCUUCUCUCUAUAUUUCAUCCCUUCUGGUCCUCCAAAUGUCAAAGAGGACAAACCUUAAACCGACUUGGGAGAACUGUUAGUGAGUGAUAUAAGAUCUAUUAUUGAACCUAUCCCAAUAACUCGAGUUAUUGGGAUCAACUGGUUCUUGACAUGGUAUUAGAGCCUUAUGUGACUAAGAGGUCUUGUGUUCAAAUCCAGGUGACCCCAUUUGUGAAGCCCAUGUAUUAUCGUAUUCAGGACAUGUGCAAACUCAAACUUUCUGCUAUGAUUGCCACUAGAGUUAUGCCUUUGCUAGUUAUAUAUGCUAUUUUGGAUGGUAAGUUUUACCAUAUUAGUUACAGGUUUAGGAUAGGAUAUCUAUGGGAAGAUUCAAAUAACAGCUGGUCUACUACAUUUAGGUCGUUUCGAUCGGUGUUGGGAAUGCACGGAUUCUCUGUACUCGUUGGCUCCGUCAUUUCUUUCGUUCUUUAUUAUAUAUAUGGUUAGUGUGAUUUGUCUGAUUCUGUUCUGGGAUGUCUUGACCAUGUGUUUAAUGCUCAAACCUAAAUGUGUGGUGUGGGAUGUCGAGCAUUUGUCAUUGCCAUAUGCUUGUUAGUUUCAUCUGUUGCGUUUCAUCUUGAUUAUCAAAGCCUUCUUUCGUUCCCCAUUUCUGUCUACAUUGGCUGAGUAAUCUGAUUGAUUGAAUUUUGUUAGCACUAAGUCAUUUGGAUUCAUGUCGGUUGUGUAGUGGUACUUGAGGGAACUGCAUCUGUUUUUUUAGUUAUAUGGCUGUAAGUAGCAACUGUCAACUCAUGUGAUGAUGCUACAAUAUGGCCAUUUAUAGAGAUGGCCGCUAAUUUUGGUGCUC
Messenger RNA from Linum trigynum, 6998 nucleotides. Lineage: Eukaryota; Viridiplantae; Streptophyta; Magnoliopsida; Malpighiales; Linaceae. The record is from the annotation of a GenBank genome assembly.